Molecule: messenger RNA, 1187 nt
Organism: Melanaphis sacchari
Lineage: Eukaryota; Metazoa; Arthropoda; Insecta; Hemiptera; Aphididae
Exons: 8
Coding region: 202-1047 (281 amino acids)
Source: RefSeq, a predicted model, not a curated record
UCGUCGUCCGCAAUGUCCACGGGUACCGUCGCCACCACCGUCUAGGAACGCGCCGCCACCACUGACGCCGCCAGCAGUAGUGUGUGUGUGUUGUCAUCGCGCCGCCAAAACCACCGACAGAACGCAACUGUCUACACACCGAGAAGUAAGCAUACUGCGUUACUGCACUGUAAACAAGCACGGUCGAACUUACGUCACGCCAUGAAGUUGUUAACUUCGUUCAUGUUGUCGAUCGCUGCGGUGAUGGCUGUCACGCAUAUGGUAUAUGGGUUACCCGCUCCCGGUAAAGCGGACGCGGCCAAAAUCCAAAAAAACAUGGCCAAGAAUAAAGCAAAGAAGACGCAAGAAGUACUCCAGUUUGGUAAUCAGCAGAACAGACAGGCAGACACUAGAAACUACGCUAGAGCCGAAAAGAGACAAGCACCUGAUGAUCACCACGACCCAGAACCGGUGCCCGAAGUGAACAACGCCCUUGAACACUAUCCCCAGGCAGCCAGACACGAAAAAAUCGCCGACCUCUUUUACAAUCCAGAUUCCUACGGACUUCAAUCACUAGACGCUGAUGACCGUUAUAAAAGGAACGCUUACCAUUUCGGCACCCCGGUUAAGAGGAGUGGUUCUAGAGUAUAUGGUUCUUAUCUGGAUAGCGGACGUGCCAAACGUGACUUGCCUUUCGACCCUGAAGAAUUGAUGGUGUUGAUGUCCCUCCUGGAACCGAAUAAGGCUCGAGAAAAAUCCAGACGUCCCCCACAAAGUUAUGGUCAAAGUUAUGGUCAAAGUUAUGGUCAAAAUUAUGGUCAAAAUUAUGGACAUGAAGCAAUUUCAUUUGAAGAUAAUGAAAUACCAGAUGAAGAUGAUGAAGAUGACAUCCAAGAAGUCUGGGAGGAGCGCCCUGUUGUACUUGCCCCAUCACCGAAAGAUUUCUAUAUAAAUAACGAGUUUCAGCGCAAGCAGAGAGCUCAACAUGGAUCCAAAGGUCUAAACCACUAUCAAGAGGAACCGCAGUACUAUAGAUUGUCAGAUUUCUACCGCUAUUACAACUACUAAACAUAAUAAUUUAUUAAUGUUACUAUAACAAUAAUUAUUAUAAUAUACCUACGAGUACGGCGAUGCUGUUUCACUCAUCUAGUGGCAUUUAUAUACUUUACCAUCAUCUUUAAUUUAUAAUAAACUUAACGUUAAUAUAA